Messenger RNA from Medioppia subpectinata, 985 nucleotides. NCBI's taxonomy places the organism in Eukaryota, Metazoa, Arthropoda, Arachnida, Sarcoptiformes, Oppiidae. The record is from the annotation of a GenBank genome assembly.
UAACAAUAUUUUUUAUGAAUUGAUUGUGAAUAAUAUAUACAAGCGAUAAGUCCUUUCCAUUCAUCGUAUUCUUUAUGACAUGAUAUGAUUUGUGAUACUAUUGUCGCCACAAUUCUUGAGUGUCUCAGCAGUUCUUCGUCUCUUCGUAACAAAUGUAUGCCAAACAUUGACAGAGGAAUCAAAACUUUGAUAUCAACUCUACAUUCACUCAGUGUUUGGCAAAUAAAUAAAUAAAUGGAAAAAUGAGAUAAAUUACAAAACAAUACGAGAGCCAAGUGUUCGGCGAAACCAAAAGUUAUUAAUCGUAAGAGAAAGUGAUCGCAAAAUAUAGUGAUUAAUGAUAAUCGAUAGCCAACCAGAAGUGCGGACACAGAGAGCAAUGGGUUGUAGACUGACUGCAGCGGGUAUUAUGUGGACAAGUCUAUCAUUAGCAGCUGCUAUACUGAACUGCACGGGCUAUUACGUGCCGUAUUGGCUCAGGGGAUCCUAUCAUAACGCCAUCGAUGUCUCAUUUGGUUCGUUCAGACGCUGUAAUUAUCCCCGACUCACAGAUGAGGGCAAAAUUGAGAUCAUCAACCAAUGCGGUCGAUAUCGCACUUUCGCUGACAUACCAUCCCUUCCCUGGCAGCGGCGCUUUCCUUAUUAGUGGCGUUUACUGUAUUGGCCUCUUGUUGUCUAUCGGAUGUGAUCACUAAAAGUACGGCAAAAGCUUUGGGAAUCAUUCAAUUGAUUGGAGCUCUACUGAUGGCGUCGGGAGGAAUCGUAUACCCCUAUGGCUGGACCAGUCCUGAAGUGAGGGACGCCUGCGGGGGUCUCUCCGAUGUCUAUAAACUGGGCACAUGUGAGCUCUCCUGGUCCUCAUAUAUGAUGAUCUCUGGCGUUGUUUUUCUAUUUAUUUGUUUUGUACUCUCAUUCAAAGCCAGUAAAGUUAAACUCAGACCUUAUAUAACAUAAAUCAUUUGAACGGUUCACUUGUUUUUUAGCC